Cynoglossus semilaevis (tongue sole) is the source of this 1011-nucleotide messenger RNA. Its product is annotated as splicing factor U2AF 65 kDa subunit-like. The transcript is spliced from 2 exons. Gene Ontology annotation, molecular function: RNA binding. The record is from RefSeq and is a predicted model, not a curated record. NCBI's taxonomy places the organism in Eukaryota, Metazoa, Chordata, Actinopteri, Pleuronectiformes, Cynoglossidae. The coding region runs from base 121 to 429 and encodes 102 amino acids.
CUUUGAAUUUUAAAGCGGACUAACUUCUUAAAUCUAACUUGGUCUAAAUUGCAGACCCCUAUCUUAGAGACACCCGUGACACUGCAGGUCCCAGGGCUUCAGAGGCUGCAGAACUGCUGCAUGCCCACAGAAGUGCUCUGCCUUCUUAACAUGGUGAUGCCCGAGGAGCUAGUGGACGACCAGGACUACGAGGAGAUCCUGGAGGACAUCCGUGAAGAGUGCUGCAAGUAUGGCAGUGUCUGCUCCAUGGAGAUCCCCCGGCCGGUUGAGGGUGUGGAAGUCCCUGGUUGCGGAAAGAUCUUUGUGGAGUACGUCUCUGCUGCGGAGUGUCAAAAAGCUAUGCAGGCGCUGACUGGCCGCAAGUUUGCCAACAGAGUGGUGGUCACCAAAUACUACGACCCGGACAUGUAUCACAGACACGAGUUUUGAAGCACAGAGCAGUCUGUUGUGAAUUGUCUUUUUUUGUUGUUGUCUUGCUCUCCUACUUGUACUGCUGUAGACGUGGUUGAUUCGGUCGGUUCAUAACCUCUUGUGAAUGUUGUAAACAUGUAUUUAGAAACCGGAUUUGGAUUUCUUCUUUUACACUUUUACAAACUCGAACCACAGUGUGUAUUCUUUCGGUAUCUAACAGUCUGCCUCGAGGAUUCAAGGGUUUGAAUCCUUGAACUAUUCUAUUUACUCAGAUAUUACAAAGGAAAAUGUUCCAGUACUUUUAUUUUUGCAGUAUGAUAUACGUACGUGGUGUGUUUUCAGUCUGAAUAAAGCCAUUAUACCAGUACAACAGUUUUCAUUAAACCACCUCUUCCUGCUCACAGUGUGUGCCUUUGUGUCUAGUUUAAACUAGUUUCAAAACGUUAUAACCGGUUUACUCACCAAAAAAAAAUUAACAAAAAUACCUGGACCUUUUAUGUAUUCCAUUGGUCAAAAAAAAUGUCUAUGAUCUGCAAAAUGUAUUUAAAACAUGUACAAAACUAUUUUGUUUUGCUAAACUUUUUCCGAAAAUGUUAAAUU